AUGGGUUUAACAAUGGUUAAGUUCAAUGAUGAAGCAACAAGGGACCAUGUUCUAGAGAAUGGCAUAAUCCAGUUUGACAGGAAACCUUAUUGGGGCAGUAAAUGUCUUAGUGCCCUUGUUAGUACAAUAGGCAAGCCAAUAAUGGUAGACAAAUACACAAGAGAACGCUCACGUAUUCAGGUCGCUCGGGUGCUAGUUGAGAUGGAAGUUACGGAUAACCCUCCUACAAGUAUUCAGUAUAUUAAUGAACGUGGUCAAAUCAUGGAGCAAGGAGUUGAAUAUGAAUGGUUUCCAAUUAAAUGCAAGAACUAUUCUGGUUUUGGUCAUUCAAUGACAGAUUGUAGGAAGACUAAGAAUGCUCAGUGGGUCAUGAAGGAAACCAAGUUAAAUAAGGAUGAAAAAGCUCAGAGUUCAGCUGGUAUUAAAGCUGUAGAAUCGAAGGGUACUGAGAUACAUGUGGAUACUGAUAAGGUUGGAGAUCAGACUAGUUCAGAAGAAUUCAAGACACAGACAGUUCAGGGUGACCCUCUUUUACCAGAUAAGGAGGUUUCAGCUGGGAUUAGGGACAUUAAUCAGGCAAGCCUUCUAUGGCACACUCCAAAAAAGGUUGCUGCUCAUUCAAAGGAGGGACAGGGAUCUGUUAAAAAUGCUAAGGUGACUGGGCAAACGAACAAGAAUAGUAGUAAUAUAAUAAGUUGGAAUGUAAGAGGGCUUAAUGGAAUUAAUAAACAUGGCCCUGUUAGUGAUCUUUGUAAGAAGUACAGAAUAGGAGUUGGUGGCCUUUUAGAGACCAAGUUGAAGGGCAACAAAAUUAGUAGGUUUGUAGAAUUUUGUUUUCCGAAUUGGGAUUACUAUACUAGUCCAGAAAUUGAAGGGCGUCUUUUGAUUGUUUGGAGGAAGUCUUUUGUGAAGGUUACUAUCUUAGAGGAAUCAAAUCAGUUUAUUCAUUGUUUGGUUAAGUUGACUGGUGUGCAGCAGAGUUUUGGAGUUACUUUCGUCUAUGGAAUGAAUUCUAUAAAAGGAAGGAGAAGCCUUUGGGAGGGGCUAAGAAGGCCUUUUCAUAAGGACACAGCUUGGAUUUAUCUAGGGGAUUUCAAUUCCCCUUUCACAAGCAAAGAUAGAUCGGGUGGGAAACCAAUUUCUGGCUUGGAGUUGGCUGAUCCUAAUAGGUGGCUUGUAGAUUCUUAUCUAGAGCAUUUAAAAAGUGUUGGGUCUUAUUUUACUUGGACUAAUAAUCAACUUGGUGCAGCUAUAAUCUAUACUAAAAUUGAUCAUGUUCUCAUUAAUGAGAAGUGGGUGGACUUAUUUCCUCAAGCUACAGCUAUGUUCAGUUGGGAAGCAUUUUCUGAUCAUUGCUCUUGUCUAGUCAAUCUUCAGGUUCAAGAGAAGCUGGGAAUUAAGAUAUUUCGGUUCUUUAAUUAUUGGAUAGAGCAUCCAGAUUUUCAUGUUCAGGUUUUAAGAAGUUGGAAUCAGCCAAUUAAUGCAACAGGAAUUCAGGCCAUUUUCCUUAAAAUGCUGAGAUUGAAACACUGUCUGAAAGUGUUUAACACAGAUAAGAUAGGUGACCUGAAGGCUAAAUUCUAUAAAGCUAAAGAGACCUUUCAAGUAGCUCGUUUACCAGCUCAAGCUUAUCCCCAUGUAUUGGAUUUUCAGGAAGCUGCUGAGGCUUAUUCAAAGCGUAAAUCGGAGAAUGGUAUUGUCUCUUUCAUAGCUGAAGAUGGAAAAAUGGUGGAUAAUUUCUCAGAAGUGGUCUCUCAUUAUGUGGGGCAUUUUAGAGACUUUUUGGGCAGCUCUAGUUCGACCUUAGGGAGUAUUAGUACUCAGAUAGUAGAGAUGGGACCUCAACUGUCAGUUUUGCAGCAAAUGAAACUCCUUAAACCUUUUUCUAGGAAGGAGAUUAGGGAGGCUCUCUUCAGUAUUCCUAUAACCAAAUCUCCGGGCCCGGAUGGGUUUGGUUCUGGAUUUUUUAAACCAAUCUGGAAUGACAUUGGGGAUGAGGUGUGCGUAGCAAUUACCCACUGUUUUGAGUUAGGUAUUUUCCCUUCUGAGCUCCAUGAAACAACCUUAUCUUUGAUUCCUAAGGUUGCCAAUCCUUCAAGGGCUGUAGAUUAUAGACCCAUUGCUUGUUGCUCAACAUUAUAUAAGUGUAUGUCGAAGCUGAUUUGUAAAAGAUUGGCCGAUAUUCACCCUGAUCUUAUUCAGCCUAAUCAGGGAGCAUUUGUCAAGGGUCGGUAUAUUGCCCACAAUAUUAUGAUAUUCCAAGUUCUCAUCAAAAACUAUGGGAGAGCUACUACUUCAUCGAGAUGUGCUAUCAAAAUAGACCUCAGAAAGGCCUAUGACACGGUUGAUUGGGUCUUCCUUGAGAACCUGUUGAAAGCUUUGAAUUUUCCUAUGAAAUUUAUUGGUUGGAUCAUGGCUUGUGUUAGGAAUACAUCUUACUUUCUCUUGAUGAAUGGUAGGAUACAGGGUAAAUUUAAAGGAAGGAAAGGGCUGAGACAAGGAGAUCCCAUGUCACCUUUGUUGUUUGUCAUUAUUAUGGAAUAUCUGACUAGGAGUUUGCAACAAGCUGCUCUUAAUUCUCCCUUUCGGUACCAUCCAAUGUGUAAAGGUCUCAAACUCAUUAAUCUUUGUUUUGCAGAUGAUUUAUUGUUAUUUUGUAAAGGUUCUCUUGCUGCUAUUAGAGUUGUCAAAGGGGUGCUUGAUAGCUUUGCUACAGCCACAGGUCUUUCUAUAAAUUCAGAUAAAUCGCUGAAUUGGGCGAGUAGACACUUGUCUUUUGCUGGCCGGAUUCAACUCAUAAAUUCAGUGUUACUUGGGCUUCGAAACUAUUGGAUGUCUAUCUUUGUUUUGCCUCAAAGCAUAGUUAAGGAAAUUGAGAGGAUAUGUAGGGGCUUCCUGUGGGGUUCAGAUGGGCAGAGAAGUAAAUUACACAUUCCCUCUUGGCAGAAGGUUUGUCUUCCUAAAGCCUAUGGAGGUUUGGGUUUCAGAGAUGGAGCUACUUGGAACUGGGCUGUGUUAGCUAAAUAUGUUUGGGCCUUAUCUGCGAAACCUGAUCUGCUUUGGGUAAAAUGGAUCCAUUCCAUUUAUCUGAAAGGUGCUGGCUUCUGGAACUAUGUCUUAAUAGCAGAUUGUUGUUGGUAUUGGCGAAAACUAUGUCAUCUCCGGGAUCAUUUUAGGCCUACUGAUAUCAUCUCUGCUGGUGUGCAAGGGAGAUUUAAAUCCACAAGAUUGUACAACAGUCUUUUGGUUCAGCAAAGGGAUGAGUUCUACAGAACUAUUUGGAGCAGAAUCUUUCUUCCAAAUCACAGAUUUAUGCUCUGGCAAGUUGUAAAUUCUCAUCUGUUAACUAGGGAUAACCUUAGUAGGAAGCAAGUUCAGCUAGCCUCUGAGUUAUGCCCUGUCUGUGACAGAAUUCAGGAAAGCCACUCCCAUCUAUUCUUUGAAUGUAACUUCUCUACUCAGCUGGUUAAACGUAUAUUUGAUUGGUUGGGAUUUGAUGCUUGGCCUCUAGACUAUUAUAGUUGGUUGGUGUGGUUGGCAAGGGCCCGAAAAGGAGUUACAGCUGAUAUUGUUAAUCUAGUCUGUGUUGCUGUCAUCUAUAGCAUUUGGAUAACCAGGAAUCAAUGUUUUUAUGAAGGCUAUUCUUCCACAGUUCUGAAGCUAGCUCGGGAUAUUAAGUAUACUACUAAAUAUAGGCUAAAUAUAGUGUCUAGAAGACUUGUUUCUGUUAAAGAUCAACUGUACAUUCGGCUUUUACAAUGCAGAUAA
Molecule: messenger RNA, 3768 nt
Organism: Humulus lupulus (European hop)
Lineage: Eukaryota; Viridiplantae; Streptophyta; Magnoliopsida; Rosales; Cannabaceae
Exons: 5
Coding region: 1-3768 (1255 amino acids)
Molecular function (GO): catalytic activity
Source: RefSeq, a predicted model, not a curated record